AAGCAGCACAUCCCGGAAGUCCUGAGAUCAUAAAUAAAGACACUUGUCGACCUGUGUGGUUGACUAUCACUGGUUAAUGUUAACUUUAAUGAAGUGGUUUUGUACGUGGUCUUCUCUGCUAUGGCACUGCAGGUGUUAAAACACAGAAGGAAUAAAGUUGCAACCUCUCCAAGGUCUCAGGUCUGAUCUUCAGUGGAUGCAGUGUACUCCACCAUGUUGGUGACAGCUUAUUUUGCCAUUAUUGUCCUUCUCACCCUGUGCUUUGUCCUCGAGUUCACUGCUCGCCGCCUCACCCCAAAUCAGUCCACAGCUGCUGUCGCCAACCCGGCCUUCCGUCGUUUCCAGACCAUAUUCCUCCGUGCUUACCUUUUGGCUUUGUGGGCAGACUGGCUCCAGGGACCGUACCUCUACAAACUUUACCGGCACUACAGCUUCCUGGAAUCUCAAAUAGCCAUCCUUUAUGUGUGUGGCCUGGCUGCCUGCGUUCUGUUUGCCCCUUUUUCAAGCUGGCUCCCCCAAGUCUUGGGCCGCAGACCGACGUGUCUUCUUUUCUGUUUGUGCUACUCAGCUUGUUGUCUCACCAAACUUUCCACUGACUACUUUGUUCUGAUUGUCGGCCGUGUUCUGGGGGGUAUAUCUACCUCCCUUCUGGCCACCACGUUUGAAGGCUGGUAUGUGCAUCGACAUGUAGAUGUCCAUGAUUUUCCAAAGGAGUGGAUCCCUGUUACUUUCACCAAAGCUGCCACAUGGAACCAUGGACUUGCUGUUGGAGCAGGACUGGUGGCCAACUUGCUGGCUGAGUGGCUACACUUGGGUCCAGUGGCUCCGUUUCUCCUGGCUGUUCCCUGUCUUUUGUGCUGUGCAUGGGUGGUGCUCACUGACUGGGGCAAGGAGGAGGCUGAAGGAAUUCCUCAAGGGGAUAAACAGGCACCCAUCAACGCUCCAAAUGGAGGCGUGACUCACUUGUCUGCAAAGGCCCGGUUCUCACGUAGCUGUUAUGAGGGCCUGCGUUGUCUGCUGUCAGACAAGAGAGUCAUGCUCCUGGGUGGAGUGCAGGCUCUGUUUGAGAGUGUCCUCUACAUUUUUGUGUUCCUCUGGACCCCAGUGUUGGACCCUCAUGGAUCUCCGUUAGGAAUAGUGUUUUCCUGCUUCAUGGCUGCCAGCAUGGCUGGCUCUUUGCUCUACCGUCUGGCCACAUCCACUCGGUACCAUCUACAGCCAAGCCACGUGCUCUGCCUGUCUGUUCUCAUGGCUUUCUUCUCUUUCUUUAUGUUAACGUUUUCCACUGUGCCCGGCCAACCCAGACCUCACGAGUCCUUCCUGGCCUUCCUGCUGCUAGAACUGGCCUGCGGCCUCUACUUCCCGGCACUCAGUUUCCUGCAGGGCAGGAUAAUCCCUGAAGAGAAGCGAGCGAGUGUGCUGGCCUGGUUCCGACUGCCUCUGCACCUGCUGGCCUGCCUGGGGCUGUUAGCACUUCACGGAGAGGUUUCAGGAGCAGGUGAAGGAGAAGGUGGCAGCGGCACCAGGCACAUGUUUGGAGGCUGUGCUGUCAUGAUGCUGGCAGCUCUGAUGGCUGUGGUUAGUCUUUUCACUCUGGGCAGAAAUGAUACAGACCUUAGAGUGGAGGGAAACAGAGGAGGAGGGGAGGGGUUCUGAGGGGUUCUGGGACACAGAAGGACUUUGUUCAGUUUGGUGGGAGAGAAAAUAAAGUUUUAAUGGUGUGAGUUGUUGACAAUUGUUACCAAAAUCAUGGAUGAAGAAAACAAAUUCCAAAGACAAAAAGCGAGGAUGAGGUUUAUUUUUAUUUUUGGUGAAAGAUGCAUGGCUAAGGUAGUUUACAUGAGUUGCCAGAUUCACUGCUCCUGAAGAAAGAAAAAGCUGAAAGGGAGUGGGGUGGAUCACAUGUAAUCAAAUUUCAGACUUCAUUUUGUCCUUUUUAAAGGGUAGUAAUUAUUCCUGUUUUGUGUUGGGAUAUUUUUAACACGUAUCAGCCGACAUCAGUGUCUGACACUUCACUAUCAUUCCAUGACUGCAGAUGCUUUAUUCUUUGUUUUGUUUUGUUUUUACUUAAAACAGAAGGAAUAUUACUUUUCAGUAAUUGUGACACAUAUUAGGAAAUGUGAAUGGAUUUACAUGGAAAGACAUGUACAUGUUCUGGGUAUUUAUGUUUAUGUAAACACAAUACUUUGCUUUCUGGUUAUUUACAAGAUUAUUUUUAAUCAUUUGUCUUGGUUACAAUAAAAAGGUAAUAUUAUAUAUGAUACAACGUCAUUUUUUUACUGGUAUUAUGUGUUGUUUAAUGUAUUAUGGUGAAUUUCUCAAUGAUCAUUGAUGUAUUUUCUGUUUGAUAGUUAUCCCCAAAUUACAUACACACGUGUCAUAAA
Messenger RNA from Cynoglossus semilaevis (tongue sole), 2384 nucleotides. It is a transcript of the gene slc61a1, whose product is annotated as major facilitator superfamily domain containing 5. Lineage: Eukaryota; Metazoa; Chordata; Actinopteri; Pleuronectiformes; Cynoglossidae. Bases 214 to 1656 code for a protein of 480 amino acids. Gene Ontology annotation, cellular component: membrane. Gene Ontology annotation, biological process: molybdate ion transport. The record is from RefSeq and is a predicted model, not a curated record. Gene Ontology annotation, molecular function: molybdate ion transmembrane transporter activity. The transcript is spliced from 2 exons.